CAAUACAAGGCUAAAUUAUUGGCCCAGAGCCUGCCAAGCCCAAAUGGACAAUGUACAUUCUGGGGAGGGGGGGUCAGGAAAGAUGGCUAUGGGCGCUUGAGUGUCAAAUGGCCAGGAUCUUCCAAAUUUUCCAAUACCUGUGCACACAGAGUGUCGUACCUUGUUGCUUACCCUGAGAAAAUAGGUCUAGAUGGUGACAUCUCGCAUCUAUGUCACAAUAGGUGCUGUAUAAAUCCUGACCAUUUGACACUUGAGCCCCAUACUAUCAAUAACACAAGAUUGAUUUGUGUAAAUAUG
This is a messenger RNA of Owenia fusiformis, 297 nucleotides long. The record is from the annotation of a GenBank genome assembly. Lineage: Eukaryota; Metazoa; Annelida; Polychaeta; Sabellida; Oweniidae.